UAAACUAUAAAACCAUCGGCUCCUCCAAAUCCAAUAAAAAUUACUCACGCACUAAACCAGAGGCUGUGUUUUCCGUUGGCCCUCUUCUCUAUAUAGUAUUAUUUCAUUCUACAGUAUAUAUUUGUUUCCACCGUAUUUCUUACCUAUCCUCCACCAAACAAACCCUUCCCACUUUUGAUUUCUGUUUUAAUCUCGUAAAGUUUGAGUCUUGCAAAAUGGGUUUCUCACUUCUUCAAUCUUUCUUGAGCGAAAAAUUCGACGACAAUUUGAUCUCUGGAUCAAAUCACGAUUCAAUCGAGAAGAAGAGCAAAAAACUGACGCUGUUUGAAGAUCUCGUAGAAGAUUCAGCCGCCUUGGAUUCGAAUUGUUACCCCUCCGACUGCGAGAGCGGCGUUUCCGGCGGCGAAAACGACCGAAAUUCACAAGGGAUUCAUGGGAUAAUCGCGAAGAAGCUGGUGUCGAGCUUGAGCUCGAGCGGAUUCGAUGCAAGAGUUGAGGGGCUUCGUCGGAUUGAUUUCUCGAGCUUCACGAGCAGAGCAAAGCUUCAAUCUUUCUGCAUAUAUUCGAAGGCGGUUGAGAUGAAGUGCAACGGCGAUGCCAAUGUGAGAUACGCGUGGUUUGGAGCUUCUAAAGCUGAGAUUACUGCGAUUCUCUCUCACGGUUUCUCCCUUCCGACCAGCAAUGGGACUCACGGAUUUGGAGUUCAUCUCUCCCCCGUUGAUCAUCCUGUUCAUAGUUUGGCAUUGGAUGGUGCUGAUGAGAAUGGCCUAAUGCACAUGUUGCUUUGCCGGGUGAUAAUGGGGAAAAUGGAGGCUGUUUUGAGUGGCUCCGAUCAAUACAAUCCAAGCUGCGAAGAGUUUGAUUCCGGAUGCGAUGAUUUAGCCUCUCCUCGGAGAUACAUUGUGUGGUGUUCGCGGAUGAACACUCACAUCUUGCCCGAAUACAUGAUCAGUUUCAAAGCAUCGUAUCAAGAAAAACAGAGGAAGUUGCAGCAGCCUCCGAGGGUUCCUAGGUCGGAUUGGAUGCCGUUCCCCAGUCUCAUUGCAGCGAUGUCCAAGUUCUUGCCUCGUGAUGCCAUUGAAUCGAUUUCGAAGCUUCAUAGUGCCUACAGGAAGCAGAAGGUGACACGCCACGAAAUGAUUCGACGUGUGAGGGAUAUAGCAGGGGACAAGUUGCUGAUGGCCAUCAUAAAAUCUUAUAGGAGCAAGACAAAAUCACAUCUUUGAGCAAGUGAACAGAGCAAGUUUGAGUGAAGAAUACUAGUUAGUUGAUGGCGAUUAGAAGUAUUAUGCGUGAAGUUGACAGCCUAACAUAGAUUGUACAUACAAUGAAGAUCACUUAGAGUUCUUGAUAGGGAGUAGUACUAUUUACCUCAGGGGUUGUCAUUUCUAGAAUUAUGUUUUGAUAAUUAGCUCAAGAAUUUGAAGCGGUUGAAAUUUUUACUUUGCA
Messenger RNA from Salvia hispanica, 1449 nucleotides. Its product is annotated as putative inactive poly [ADP-ribose] polymerase SRO5. Lineage: Eukaryota; Viridiplantae; Streptophyta; Magnoliopsida; Lamiales; Lamiaceae. The record is from RefSeq and is a predicted model, not a curated record. Gene Ontology annotation, molecular function: NAD+ poly-ADP-ribosyltransferase activity.